UUUUACCGCGGUAUUGGGGAUUACGCCAAGGAUUAAUUCCUAUGGUACUUCCAGGAAAAGUGCAGGUGUUUCCUUAAUGGCAUUGAUUUGUCAUUUCCAUAUAUUACACAGCAGCUAUUUAUCACAAUAUUCUAUCCUUACGCGUCAUUUCCUUGUAUUAUGUAUAAAUAAACUUAUUGAUAUUCUUCUUUACAUACAACAUAUCAUCUGUAAAUCAAAUUAGAUACCACUGAGCAUUUCCUUUGUUUCAAUCUAUAUCAUCUUGUUCUUGUAUUACUGUUGUUUCCUUGUUCAAUGACUACCAUUCUUCAAUCGAAUUUGCUUUGUUUUGAAUAUACAAUCCAAGUCCCUUCGGCCACCUUUACUAAAUCCAGAAAGAAAUGGCACUCCCUUUUCGCUACCAUCUAUUGUUCUAGAAAGUUUUCUUCUCUUAUUACCAAAACCGCAACCGCCAAUGAUGAAGCCAGAGUCGUUCAUCGAUCGCCGUCUCAUGUUUCGCUCGCUGUCAUGCAAGAAAACAGUCCCUUCCGAAUUGAUCAACCUACUCUCAUUGAGCUAGUGAAGGAGAAAAAGAUUGAGAAGUUACGGAAACAUGGUGGGGUUGAUGGUGUGGCUUCUGGUCUUGGGACCGACACUCAGGUAGGUGUCUCAGGUAGUGCCGAGGACAUUGAGCGUCGACAUGAGGCAUUCGGUUCCAAUACGUAUAAGAAACCGCCAACCAAGGGAUUUUUUCAUUUUGUGGUUGAAGCAUUUAAAGACCUUACUAUAAUGAUUCUUUUAGGGUGUGCAGCUCUGUCACUUGGGUUUGGAAUCAAAGAACAUGGCCUCAAAGACGGUUGGUAUGAUGGUGGAAGCAUUUUCGUAGCUGUGUUUCUUGUCAUUGGUGUUUCUGCUGUAAGUAACUAUAGGCAGAACAGACAAUUCGACAAGUUAUCGAAAGUCAGCAAUAAUAUUCAGGUUGAUGUUGUGAGAGGAGGUCGGCGACAACAGAUUUCUAUAUUUGAUAUCGUUGUUGGAGACAUUGUGUGCCUAAAGAUCGGAGAUCAGGUUCCGGCCGAUGGGUUGUUCACAGAUGGCCAUUCACUGCAAAUUGAUGAAUCGAGCAUGACUGGGGAAAGUGAUCAUGUUGAGGUAAAUGGCAGCCAAAAUCCAUUCUUAUUGUCAGGGACGAAGGUGGCUGAUGGAUACGCUCGGAUGCUUGUUACUUCGGUUGGCAUGAACACAACAUGGGGCCAAAUGAUGUGCCAAAUCAGCCGUGACACCAACGAUGAAACACCUUUACAAGCACGUUUAAACAAGCUGACCUCAUCAAUUGGUAAAGUUGGCUUAGCUGUUGCUUUCUUGGUUCUUGUCGUGUUGUUGGUCCGUUACUUCACAGGGCAUACAACGGAUGAGAACGGAAACCGGGAGUUCAAUGGAAGCAAGACAAAGAGUGAUGAUAUCAUAAAUGCUGUUGUGGGAAUUGUAGCUGCCGCUGUUACCAUUGUUGUCGUUGCAAUUCCAGAAGGACUACCAUUGGCUGUGACACUGACUUUGGCUUAUUCAAUGAAGAGAAUGAUGGCAGAUCAAGCAAUGGUGAGAAAGCUCUCUGCCUGUGAAACAAUGGGCUCGGCCACCACAAUUUGUACAGACAAAACAGGUACUCUCACACUCAACCGAAUGAAAGUUACGAAGUUUUGGCUCGGUCAGGAAUCUAUGGAAGAGGGAGCUUCCUCAAUUUCUCCAUUUGUUGUUGAUUUGAUCCAUCAAGGUGUUGCUUUAAACACUACUGGCAGUGUUUAUAGAGCUUCUCCAGGAACAGAAUAUGAAUUCUCAGGUAGUCCUACAGAAAAAGCAAUCCUUUCAUGGGCUGUGGUGGAACUGAAGAUGGAUAUGGAGAAAACAAAGAAAUGUUGUGCAGUACUUCAAGUUGAAGCCUUCAAUUCUCAGAAAAAAAGAAGUGGUGUUUUGAUUGGAAGGAAUGAUGAUGACACUGUCCAUGUUCACUGGAAAGGAGCUGCUGAGAUGAUUCUAGCACUGUGUUCAAGCUACUACGAUGCUUCAGGAGUUGAAAAAGAUCUAGAUGAUGACGAAAGGAUGAAAUUCGAGCAAAUUAUUCAAGGCAUGGCAGCCAGCAGCCUCAGGUGCAUUGCUUUUGCCCAUAAACAAGUUCCAGAAGAAGAGUACCAAAAUUUAAAGGAGCAGAAAAAGCUUAAAGAAGACAACUUGACCCUGUUAGGAUUGGUGGGUAUAAAGGAUCCAUGCAGACCUGGAGUGAAGAAAGCAGUGGAAGAUUGCCAAUAUGCUGGAGUAAACAUCAAAAUGAUCACUGGUGACAAUGUUUUCACUGCAAGAGCCAUAGCUACCGAAUGUGGGAUUCUGAAGCCAGGUCAGGACUUGUCUAGUGGUGCAGUCGUAGAAGGUGAGGAAUUCAGAAACUAUACACCACAAGAAAGGAUGGAGAAAGUUGAGAAAAUCCAAGUCAUGGCAAGAUCCUCUCCCUUUGAUAAACUUCUCAUGGUGCAAUGCUUGAAACAGAAAGGGCAUGUAGUUGCAGUCACUGGGGAUGGCACAAAUGAUGCACCAGCACUCAAGGAAGCAGAUAUUGGUCUAUCAAUGGGAAUUCAAGGCACUGAAGUUGCGAAAGAGAGUUCGGAUAUCGUCAUCUUGGAUGAUAAUUUCGCUUCGGUUGCCACAGUCUUGAGGUGGGGAAGAUGCGUUUAUACCAACAUCCAGAAAUUCAUUCAAUUCCAGCUCACAGUUAAUGUAGCAGCACUUUGUAUCAACUUCGUAGCAGCAGUAUCAGCAGGUGAAGUCCCUCUAACAGCAGUCCAGUUAUUAUGGGUGAACUUAAUCAUGGACACAUUAGGUGCUUUGGCUCUAGCCACCGAGCGGCCUACAAAGGAGUUGAUGGAGAAACCACCCGUCGGUCGAACUGAGCCACUUAUCACAAACAUCAUGUGGAGGAACCUACUAGCUCAAGCUCUAUACCAAGUAGCCAUACUCCUUACCUUACAAUUCAGCGGUGAAUCAAUCUUGGGGGUGACAGAGAAGGUAAACGACACAUUGAUCUUCAAUAUUUUCGUAUUCUGCCAAGUCUUCAACGAAUUCAACGCAAGGAAGUUGGAGAAGAAGAACGUAUUCGAGGGCAUACACAAGAACAAGCUGUUCAUAGGAAUCAUCGGGGUAACCAUUCUUCUUCAAGUGGUGAUGGUAGAGUUUCUGAAACGGUUUGCAGAUACAGAGAGGUUGAGUUGGGGACAAUGGGGAGCAUGCAUAGCCGUUGCAGCUGUUUCUUGGCCACUUGGUUGGGUUGUCAAGUGCUUACCUGUUCCACAGAAACCCAUUUUCAGCUAUCUCAAAUGGUGGAAAUAGAAUCUUCAUAGGUCACAAUUCCAAAUCAUUGAUAUUCAUAUUCUUUUCUUGUAUUUAAGAUUGAAUUAUUUUGUAGUUACAUAACCUUUACAGAUUACAGAGAUGAUUCUUUAUUCGUUAAUUAAAUAGUACAAUCAUUUUUUAAA
Gossypium arboreum is the source of this 3500-nucleotide messenger RNA. RefSeq names its product putative calcium-transporting ATPase 13, plasma membrane-type. Gene Ontology annotation, cellular component: membrane; intracellular membrane-bounded organelle. The transcript has a single exon. NCBI's taxonomy places the organism in Eukaryota, Viridiplantae, Streptophyta, Magnoliopsida, Malvales, Malvaceae. Gene Ontology annotation, biological process: calcium ion transmembrane transport. The record is from RefSeq and is a predicted model, not a curated record. Bases 295 to 3354 code for a protein of 1019 amino acids. Gene Ontology annotation, molecular function: ATP hydrolysis activity; P-type calcium transporter activity; ATP binding.